Nannospalax galili (Upper Galilee mountains blind mole rat) is the source of this 3491-nucleotide messenger RNA. RefSeq names its product caspase 2 (gene Casp2). Gene Ontology annotation, biological process: proteolysis; regulation of apoptotic process. The record is from RefSeq and is a predicted model, not a curated record. Gene Ontology annotation, molecular function: cysteine-type endopeptidase activity. The transcript is spliced from 11 exons. NCBI's taxonomy places the organism in Eukaryota, Metazoa, Chordata, Mammalia, Rodentia, Spalacidae. The coding region runs from base 141 to 1499 and encodes 452 amino acids.
GCCUGCUGCGUCGGGGCGGGGCGGGGCCGGGCGUAGGCGCGGCGCGCGUGGGAGGCGGGGGGAGGCAUGCGAGGGGCGGGCGAGGCCUGGCGUUUGUUUGGAUCGUGGGCUGUGCGUGUGCAGCCCGGGAAAAGGUGCAAAUGGCGGCACGGAGCGCGGGGUCGCAGCCGGCGGUGUACCGGAAGGGGCUGAUGGAGGCUGACCGGAGGGGCAGGAUACUGGCAGUGUGUGGUAUGCAUCCUGACCAUCAGGAAACCCUGAAGAAGAACCGAGUGGUGCUGGCCAAACAGCUCCUGCUGAGCGAAUUACUGGAACACCUCCUGGAGAAGGACAUCAUCACUCUGGAAAUGAGGGAGCUUAUUCAGGCCAAAGGAGGCAAUUUCAGCCAGAAUGUAGAGCUCCUCAACUUGCUGCCAAAGAGAGGCCCUCAGGCUUUUGAUGCCUUCUGUGCAGCGCUGAGGGAGACCAAGCAGGGUCACUUGGAAGACUUGCUGCUCACAACCCUCUCUGAUCUUCAGCAUGUACUUCCACCGUUGAGCUGUGACUACGACAUGAGUCUCCCUUUCCCAGUGUGUGAGUCCUGCCCCCCUCACAAGCAACUCCGCCUGUCCACAGAUACUGUGGAACACUCCUUAGAUAACGGAGAUGGCCCUCCUUGCCUUCAAGUGAAGCCUUGCACUCCAGAGUUUUAUCAGACACACUAUCAGCUGGCCUAUAGGUUACAGUCUCGGCCUCGUGGCCUGGCCCUAGUGCUGAGUAAUGUGCAUUUCACUGGAGAGAAAGACCUGGAAUUUCGCUCUGGAGGAGAUGUGGACCACAGUACUCUAGUGACUCUCUUCAAGCUCUUGGGCUACAGCGUCCAUGUUCUGCAUGACCAGACUGCACAGGAAAUGCAAGAGAAACUCCAGAAUUUUGCACAGUUCCCUGCACACCGGGUCACCGACUCCUGCAUCGUGGCCCUGCUCUCACAUGGUGUGGAAGGUGGCAUAUAUGGUGUGGAUGGCAAACUGCUUCAGCUCCAGGAGGUUUUUCGACUUUUUGACAAUGCUAACUGUCCAAGUCUACAGAACAAGCCGAAAAUGUUUUUCAUCCAAGCCUGCCGUGGAGAUGAAACCGAUCGUGGAGUUGACCAGCAAGAUGGAAAGAACCGUGUGGGCUCACCCGGGUGUGAGGAGAGUGAUGCUGGCAAAGAGGAGUCAGUGAGGAUGAGACUGCCCACUCGCUCGGACAUGAUAUGUGGUUAUGCCUGCCUCAAAGGCACUGCUGCCAUGCGGAACACCAAACGGGGUUCCUGGUACAUCGAGGCGCUUGCUCAGGUUUUCUCUGAAAGAGCUUGUGACAUGCAUGUGGCUGACAUGUUGGUUAAGGUGAAUGCUCUUAUCAAGGAGCGUGAGGGCUAUGCCCCUGGCACAGAAUUCCACCGGUGCAAGGAGAUGUCUGAGUACUGUAGCACUUUGUGCCAUCACCUCUACCUGUUCCCGGGCCACCCACCCACGUGAUGCAAGCUCUCUGCUGUCCACGCUGUUGGAGGCCACUGGACCACUGGAGGCGCAAUCCAGCCUUCUCUUCGGGAUGGUUUUUGUUCUACCCCUCAGGGAUAUGGAAUCUCCUAGGCUUCUUCAGGCCUGUGUUGGUCAUCUCCAUCUUUGGGUAUGAGAGCCCUGAAGCAGCUCCUCCUGUGUGAUGCUCUUUCCCUCUAGAGUGAGCUCCGAAUGGAUUUAUUGCCAGGAGCUUUGGCUACGGCCAGGGAGCCUGGCAAAUGACGUGAACACAGUAUCAUUGCUCAGUCUUCAUAUUUCUAUACCCAGGGCUUUUAGGGAGCACUUUGAUCAUUGGUUUUAUUAUACCACUUAAGAUAGCUCAGAGGUAUCGCCUACCUUUGAUUUUUUUUUUUUUCCCCCCUUCAACCCCAUUUAUUCCUUGGUGGGAAUUUGGAAGACGUCCCAAUUUAAGGCAGACAUUUUCGCUAGCUUGAAGAAGCAGCGGAAUGAGACAUACCCUGCUGCUGUGAGCAGAAGAGCCUGUGCCUUCCUGUGAGUGGCAGGCCUAGGCGAAGGACAGUCUUCUAGCUCUACUUUUGGCUCCUCCUGGCUCUGUGCACCCGGCCUUGGAGCAGAACUUGGGUCUCCAUGCCACGUCCCUGGAUGUCUUAGAAAUCUUCCUUGCUCAUGCUUUCUUUGAACUGUCGUUGAAAUGAGUCUUGCAGAGAAUAUCAACAGAAAAAGGGUGGCAAGUGAGAGCCAUGUGUCUUCACAGCCUGACCUGUCUCCGUUUCUUCCUUGCUGAGCUCUCUUGCAUGCAGUUAAGCCUAGUCUCUGGUCUCUAGAUAAGCUCGCUAGCCGUUCCGCCCCUGCUGGGCAUCUCUCCCCUCUGCACUUCAUCCUGCUCUCUGCUCCUACCAAGUCUGUCUGAAAUACUCCUUUGCUCAAUCUUUGGCCAUUCGAGGUGUACAGUAGCACCUUGUUCCCACCUGUUCUAGUUUCGUGUGGCCCUCCCUCUCCCCCUCAUUGUUUCUCUCUGUUCUCAUGAGGGCAUUGUCAUGCAUGGUAUUCCUUUACCCCCAAAACCUUUAUCUGCUUUCAUGACCUUUUCCUGUUCUUUAAAACCUUUUGCAUUUCCAUUUUGAUUCCCCUCCAGUUUAUUCUCCACAUAGCGGAGUAGUUUUGGGUUGUUAAUGUAUGGUGAUGUUACUGUCCUGCUUGGAACACUGUACUGUAGCUUCCUGUUACACCGGUGGUAUAUAAAAUUCAAACUCCUCAACCUGCUUUAUGAGAUCUGGCUCUUACUUGCCCUUUAAGUCUCAUUAAAUGGUGAUUUCUCCCUGUGUUCCAGCCCCUCUCAGUUUCUGGGGUGUUCUGAGCUCUUCAUCCACUUCUCCUCAGGGUAGCAUCUUACUCUUCAAGUCUUGUGGAGGUCUUCUCAGACCAUAACAGUCUUCUGUACCUCUCUGUUACUGUAUCAGGUUCCUUCCUUGUUCUUACUGCAUUUUGCUCGUUUUGCUUAUUCAUUUUUACCCUUCCUGCUAGGCUGAAACCUCCAGGAGAGCAGAUUUACUUAGUGUGUACCCGGUACCUGGCACUUACUAGGUCUUUGAUGAAUGUUUGUUGAAUGAAGGAAAGGGGAAAGUAGCUAACCCUAAUUAGAUGCCUACUUUUUAGCAAAUUUCUCAUUUUACAAUGUUCAGAGAUAGUGUUUAUACUCUCAAAUUUUUUUUAUCCACUGGGUUUUGUUUGUUUUUAAACUCUUUAAAGACAUAUGUGUGAGACAACUCCCUUUACAUCUCUAGGGGUGCCUAGCUACUGCUAGGCCUGUGGUAGUCAAGGUGCUCAGUUAAUGUUUGUUUUGUGAACCAGGUAGUUUGAAGACUUGCUGCCAAAGCCUGAGUUUGGGUCAGUGUAGAAUGCAUAUAUUUGAGUGAUAGAACCUUUAUGCCUCCCACUGCCAAGAUUUUGUAUCGCCAUCAGGUGCCAAAUAAAUGUUGAUGUUUGUAA